AUGGCUUACAUGAGCAUGACACCAGAGGCAGACAGCUUAGUCCUGUUGCGGGACUCUGGGUUUCGGAGGCUCCGGUCCCUGGGCGGUGGGGAAGCCGAACACGGAGCAGGCGACAGCGUGGCGGCCCUGCUCUCCUUGCAGCCUGGAGGAAGCGCAGAGAGGGAAGAGCCAGCGAGGAAGCGGAUUAUGGCCAAAUCAGAGGACCGACCCACUGAAGUUCGAGCCCUCCCACCCUGGCACUUCCCCGGAAGCCCAUCGGCUGGCACCAACCUGUUAGCGCACGCGUGUGGGGCAUGUUCCAAGUGCAAGCCACGACGUGCGAUUUCCACGGCUCUCAAGGGUGCCAAGGGCUGCUACAACAAGCGCCAGAGUGCGUGCUGGAGGCAGAAGUCCAGACCUAAAGGGGAGCAGGACUGGCUCCUGGGCGCGGGAACAAACCUGAGCGAAUGCAUUAUAAAGAGGAAAGCUUCGCUCUGGAUGUGCUUUCAAAAGCUUCUAUCCGCGCUCCAUGAGCCCUCUGCGUUGAGCCGAAGGAGAAAGGACCUUGUCUUUGCUGCCAAGCAGCUGUCAAAGUGGAACGCUAGGACCAGGAAAGAACACGACGCAAAGCUGUUGACCACGAGGCCACAGGAGCGACGUCGCAGAGGUGAAGGCAGCAGGCAGCCAACUCUGGCCCUGCCACACUGCUCUCGGGGCACACGAGCUCCACCGCAGGGCCAGGCAGCGCGCUCGGAGGACCCUUCCAGCGGCCUUCAGAGGCGGGGUGUGUGCAGUCCCUGCCCGGUAGGGUUCAGAGAGGUCAGGACACUCCGUGUUGCCCCACAGCGAGAGAGCCGUCCAGUUGGGGUCCAAGCCAGGCUCUGUCCCUGGACGCUCGGUCCCCGCGGGGAGCCCGCGGGGCCGCGUGCGGAAGGACGGCCUGCGGGUCCCUCGCGGCUGCGGGGCCACCACAGGCCGGCCGGCGGCUUCCCAGGCCGGCUCCAGCGGCGAGG
Messenger RNA from Chinchilla lanigera (long-tailed chinchilla), 992 nucleotides. RefSeq lists its product as uncharacterized. NCBI's taxonomy places the organism in Eukaryota, Metazoa, Chordata, Mammalia, Rodentia, Chinchillidae. The record is from RefSeq and is a predicted model, not a curated record.